Molecule: messenger RNA, 1539 nt
Organism: Thyridium curvatum
Lineage: Eukaryota; Fungi; Ascomycota; Sordariomycetes; Thyridiales; Thyridiaceae
Exons: 3
Coding region: 1-1539 (512 amino acids)
Cellular component (GO): mitochondrion
Molecular function (GO): oxidoreductase activity
Source: RefSeq, a predicted model, not a curated record
AUGGCUUCCACCAAACUACCCAACACCAUGAAGGCGCUCGUGCUCGAGGCCAUCGGACAGCCCCUGGGGCUGAAGUCGGUUCCUGUGCCUCAGCCUACACCGGGAUCCGUGCUCGUCAAGAUAGAAUGCGCAUAUGCGAACCCAAGCUUGCCUCACAUUCUCAGCGGACGGUUCUUCUCGGUCCCCACCCCGAUGACCCCAGGGGGUACUGCGAUCGGACGGGUCGCCGCCCUCGGUCCAGACACCACCAGCCUUCAAAUCGGUCAGCUGGUGCUCCUCGACAGCUUCAUCCGCGGGAGAGACAACGGUGAUGUCCAGAUCCUCUGGGGCAUCUUUGACGGACCCUCGCCGGCGUCCAAGAAGCUCAUGGCGGACAACUGGUCUUCGGGCGUGUACGCAGAAUACACCCGAGCACCGUUGGAGAACUGCUGGGCCCUGGAUGAGACGCGGCUUUGUUCGCCCACCAGUCAAGGUGGUCUCGGGUACUCUCUGCAAGAAUUGAUGACCUUGGCUCUGCAGGCCAUUCCCUUUGGCGGGGUUCGCAGCAUCGAUCUGCAGCCAGGUGAGACGAUCAUCGUCGCCCCCUCGACCGGGACGUAUAGCGGUGCGGCCGUUGGCGUGGCUCUGGCCUUCGGCGCCAACGUGAUCGUCGUGGGUCGUGACGAGGAGAAGCUCAGGGGCCUGCAGGCUACCUAUCCACAGGUCAAGACUGUGGUCAACACCGGCGACGUCGAAGCAGACGCAGCGGCUCUACGCAAGCCAUUCGGCCCUGUUGAUGCCUACAUUGACAUCUCGCCACCUCAAGCCAACGACUCGACACAUGUGCGCAGCUGCUUCCUGGCCCUCAAGCAGGGAGGCCGUGCGGCCCUGCAGGGGCUUAUCUCCAAGGAUAUCGCGAUCCCGUACUCCCAUGUCGUGUGGAACAACCUGACCAUCAAGGGUCGCUACAUGUACGAGAGGGAAGAUAUCCGGCGAAUGGUCAAGAUGGCCGAGUGCGGCGUGCUGAAGCUUGGCAAGGCGGGUGGCUGGGAUGUCACUGGGACUUUCAGGCUGGAGGGUGCUGGACGGACUGAUGAGGUUUUCAAGGCUGAGUCGAUUGCCAGGCUGGUGACCUGGGAGGGUCUUCUUUUCCUUUCACUUUACCAGUACCUCACGGAGCCGUGCCUCCUUGGCCUGCCUCAUUCGCACACAAGGUGCCACGAGCAGGAGCCUGGCUUGGAGAAUGACGAAGACAAGUAUCUUGAGACGGAGUUGAGGUACUAUCUCGAGGACGCCUGCACCGCCAUUCCUACCACGGGCACAUCAAUCGGCCCCUGCCAGGCUGCAAAGCGUACUGGCACUCUGGCCGGCUAUGUCCGUGUAGAAUUCAAGCGGAAGCCUGGUUCGGAGGGCAGCUCCAACCUUCCCACCAGCUACGAGAUUACUGCGGGCCUGACAUGCCACCACGUCGUCAGCAUUAGUCCUGUUAAUGAGAGAGAGCAUUGGCUGCGACGCCCACCCGCCGCCAGUGACCGACUCUGGCUGCGCACAACAUAUUGA